Molecule: messenger RNA, 1146 nt
Organism: Prorocentrum cordatum
Lineage: Eukaryota; Dinophyceae; Prorocentrales; Prorocentraceae
Source: the annotation of a GenBank genome assembly
AUGGUGCCGGCGCCGUGGGCAUGGAGUGGUAAGCAGCAGCAGGAGUCCAAGCAAGAUUGGAUGUGCAAGUUUUGCACGUUUCGUCGUAUUGGGGCUCCUCUCCUUAACUACGGGACCAACGAGAAGUGCUACAAAUUCAAGCUGCACAAGGGUGUGGCAUUCAAGUGCGUCGUUCCCUCGGACCUCCCCAGCAGGAGCAAGCGCAAGGCCGACGGCACCAAUGAUGCAACUACUGCCUCAUUUGCCACGUUGGAGAAGCGUCUGCAGCAGCUGGAGUCGCAAGAGCUACGUGAUGAGAUCGACGGCCUCGGCAAGCAUGUGCAGUGGCUGGAGUCGGUCCGCUCCCCUUGGGCGGAGUUGCCGCUCAAGGCUGUUCGCGAGCAGCUGGAGGGAGCUCGUCGCAAGCUGUACGAGAACAAGCCCUUGCCCGCGAAGCUCACGGCCUUGUCGCGCCGAGCUGAGCAGGCUCGCAUCCGCUACCAGAAGGCGGAGCAGGACAAGGCGGCAGCGGACCAGAAGCUGCUCAAGGCGCAGGAGGGGGCCAAAGCAGCUGCUGUGGUGGUCUCGGAGCGCCAGAAGGUCUGCUUGCAGCUGGAGGAGGAGGUGCGCGCUCUCGCUUCUUCGCAGCCAGCAGAAGAGCCAGGGCAGCAUCAGUCUAUGGAUCGCACGGGCCCAGAGAUCAAGUUGGAUGAGGCCAAGUUGCUUUCAGCGCUUGGUGCAAUGGAGGGCGUCGCGGACGCCAGCAAGCUGGCGCCGAAGCUGGCUGAGGUGCUCAAAUCCUGCGCGGCCGAGCUGCUGGAGGAGCCGCCCGACAAGCGAGCCCUCGUGGCAGCGAGCGGUGGUCAACCAGCGGAGCCGCCCCCAGCAGCAUGGAACAUCGACACGGUCGAGGUUGAGCAGCUGCGCAAGGUGGCUGGUGACAAGCAGCCGAUCCAAUCGUUCGGGGCUAGCACGGAGUUCACGGUGGUUUGCUACAACAGCAAUUCCUGGGCCACGGCUCAGAGUUUCAUGGAGUGGUGCGUGCUGGACCAGUUGCUGCAGGCGGACAGUUUCGUGCUGCAGGAGCUGCGCCUCACAGCUGGCGAGCAGAUCCGACGCGGCGUCACCGCGUGCGAUCACUGGCAGUUCGGCUUUGUCGACGUCUAG